GCAGCGGGAGGGCGCAGGGUUCAGGGGGUUGGGGAACAACUGCGGCCUCUCCUCUAUGGUCGCGGGCCGGCGGGGUACCCUCCUCCGCAGUGAGUCCAAGGUUAUUUCCGGAAGUGGAGCUGCUACCUCUUCCUCUGUGUCUGUGAAGGGGUCCAGGAAGGGGUCGACUGCCAGGUUGGCCAUGAGCGCGGAGAUUUAAUGUCAUCUUGCUUAGGUCUGCUGAGUCUGUAAUUUUCUAUGUCUAUGGAUUCCAGAAUUUGCUAAGAGAUGGAGGAGUCUCUGCAGAAUGAUGUGGAUGCAGCAAGCCUUGAGAAAACGGGCCCGCUCGAGAGCGCCAGCCCUCAGAUUUCCAUUAAUGAAUUCUCCUGUCACUGCUGCUACGACAUCCUGGUUAACCCCACCACCUUGAACUGUGGGCACAGCUUCUGCCGGCACUGCCUCGCUCUGUGGUGGGCCUCUUCGAAGAAAACAGAGUGUCCAGAAUGCAGAGAAAAAUGGGAAGGCUUCCCCAAAGUCAAUAUUCUCCUCAGGGACGCCAUUGAAAAAUUAUUUCCUGAUGCCAUUAGAAUGCGAUUUGAAGACAUUCAGCAGAAUAACGACAUAGUCCAGAGUCUUGCAGCCUUUCAAAAGUUUGGGAAUGAUCAGACCCCUUCAGCUCCCCACACAGGCCGAGGGAACCAGCACAGGGGAGGGGGUUUCUACUCCGGAGUGCUCACAGCUUUAACUGGGGUGGCAGUGGUCCUGCUGGUGUACCACUGGAGCAGCAGGGAAUCCGAGCGGCACCUCCUGGUCCACAAGGCUGUGGCCAGAUGGACAGCGGAGGAAGUUGUGCUCUGGCUGGAGCAGCUAGGCCCUUGGGCCUCCCUCUACAGAGACAGGUUUUUAUCUGAAAGAGUAAACGGAAGGUUGCUUUUAACUCUGACAGAGGAAGAAUUUUCUAAGGCUCCGUAUACCAUAGAAAGCAGCAGCCACCGAAGAGCUAUCCUCAUGGAGCUGGAGCGAGUGAAAGCCCUGGGUGUGAAGCCCCCCCAGAACCUCUGGGAAUAUAAGGCCGUGAACCCUGGGAGGUCCCUGUUCCUGCUGUAUGCCCUCAAGAGCUCCCCGCGCCUUGGCCUGCUGUACCUCUACCUGUUUGACUACACCGACACCUUCCUGCCCUUCAUUCACACCAUCUGUCCUCUUCAAGAAGACGGCUCCAGGGAGGACAUCAUAUCCAAGCUCCUGGAUCUUAGAGAGCCCACAUGGAAGCAGUGGCGAGAAUUCCUCAUCAAGUACUCCUUCCUACCAUACCAGCUGAUUGCUGAGUUUGCUUGGGACUGGCUGGAGGUCCAUUACUGGACGUCACGGUUUCUCAUCGUCAACGCCAUGCUUCUCUCGGUUCUGGAAUUAUUCUCCUUCUGGAGGAUCUGGUCCAGAAGUGAACUGAAGACCGUGCCUCAGAGGAUGUGGAGCCAUUUCUGGAAAGUGUCGACACAGGGGCUUUUUGUGGCCAUGUUCUGGCCCCUCAUCCCUCAGUUUGUUUGCAACUGUCUGUUUUACUGGGCCCUGUACUUUAACCCGAUUAUUAACAUUGAUCUCGUGGUCAAGGAGGUCCGACGGCUGGAAACCCAGGUCUUGUGAUUGACGCUGCUGAGGUUCCGAGGGACCCUUGCAGCCUCCCUGCCCGCCGAGCUCUGGGGAGAGGGGGAAGCGGACUUCCUAUUUUCCGCCCCUAGUAAACAAGGUGCUGCUUUGUCCGUCAGAGGCCACGGCCAGGUCUCCUCCCUCGGCUCAUGGCAGCAGGAACUGGCGCCCCAGAGCUUGGCCAACACGGCGGCCGCACCUCCUACCCAGCCGCCUUCCUCGCCAGGACUUGGGAGGCUCAGCCUGCGAUGGCUGGCAGGGACUCAGGGUCCUCGGAGGACACACAGUGGGUCGCAAUCCCCGCUUGCUCUAACCUCAGUGACUGAUAAGAGGCUCCCAGGGCGGGUCGGAGCCCAGGGCCAGGCUUGUCCUCUUGGUCAAGUGUGGGAGAACAGAAGAUGUUGUCAUAGGCAGAGGCAGUUGCACAUGAAAAAUAAGGAGGAAAAACCACAAUCCCGUUGAUGAUUCUGUCUUGUGUAAGAGUUGCUAGAAGGUUCAGAGUUAAACCUCUGAAAGCAGUCAGUUUGAGGUUCGAAUGAUGGUGGUUAGACUUGCCACCACUGUUUUCUGCUUGGAAUCACUGAAAGUUUGGAUCUUUCUGUUGGAGUUGUUGAGUGGGACGUCAGGCAGUUUAAUCAGGCUGAGCUGCUUCCGUGCUAUGUAAAAUUGUUGUUCGGCAGGGUUUGCUUUGUUUUUGAGAAUGUAAUCUAUAAAAUCCAAGCCAGUGCGUUUGUUUAAGGAAACAUUGUACAUUGACCUCACACUGUAUAAUCUUUAUUGUCCUGCUCUGAUGUAUAAAACAAUGUGUAAUUACACCAAGUGCUGUAAUUGUAAAUAUGAGAUGAACUGUGGCCUUUGAUUUCCUGCCAGUGUGACAACAGCAGGUGUGAAAGGCUAUCAAUCUGAAGAUCAGCCCCAUAUUUAUACAGAAAUGAGCUUGCAUCCAAAGUGUUUUUUUGCGAGUCUAUGAACCAUUCAUUAACCCUUUGUAUCUUUGAAGAUUUCCCUCAAACUCUGCAUCUGAAAGUUUGAAGAAAUGACUUGAAAUAAAAAUACAGUUUAUAUACAGAUAAAACUUCUACAUAGAGAAAAAUUGACUGUUUAGGAAACAUGAAGAAAGUAUGUUGCCCAGUACAACCUACUGGUCACGCUUACCACACCCCCCCUCCACCCCACAGCCGAGGAGCCACUGAGGAUAUCUUAAGUGAAAGGGGAGAGAAUGUUUUCCUUACCCUUGUGUUUCCUCAUCAGGCCCUGGGCCUGCCUGACUUGAUAAGCCAGAGACACUGCCAACCCAGUGGAUCCAGGGACAUUGCAGUGUCUACAUCUCCCUGGCCUGGUGCCUCACGAGGUUACUCUUCUCUUUUUUUAUUUUUUACAAUAUUUAUCUGUUCGGCUGCCUCAGGUCUUAGUUGCAGCUUGUGGAUGCUCUAGUUGUGUGACGUGUGGGUUCAGUAGUUGCGGUGUGCAGGCUUAGUUGCUUCGUGGCUUAUGGGAUCUUAGCUCCCCAAUCAGGCAUCAAACCCAUGUUGCCUGCAUUGCAAGGCGGGCUCUUAACCACGGGACCACCAGGGAAGCCCCUCUUAUUUGUAGAUGAAGAAAGGGAGGCUGGGUAGCACUACUGGAGCUGGGGCCCAGGGCAGACUCCCUGUCCAGUGCUUCUCACCUGUGCCUCUUGGCCUUCCCACACUGUCCUCACCUGCUCCCCAAAUCAUGCUUCAGAGAUGAGUAAUACACGUGCUGGGGAGGAGUACAAGGCAGACAGCCAAGCGCAAACAGGAGAGGCGGGGUGCUCCCUGUUUAUCACCUGCAGGAGGAACAGGCAUGGCAGAGCGAGGGCCACCCUCUCAGAGCAGGCUCAGGUGUCUCAAAAUGAGGUGUCUAUUUAAAAUACUCAGACCCUUUAAUGUAAGAGUUCCAUUUCUGCAAAUCUCAAGGAAUAAUAAAAAGGUGGGAGAGGGUAAAGAUUGACAAGCAUCCUCGUUAACAUUAGUAAUUGAUAAGAAUAGGAAAUACUGCCCAUGUCAGAAAGCUAGCAGUCUAUAAAAUAGUAU
Budorcas taxicolor (takin) is the source of this 3677-nucleotide messenger RNA. It is a transcript of the gene BFAR, whose product is annotated as bifunctional apoptosis regulator. Gene Ontology annotation, biological process: proteasome-mediated ubiquitin-dependent protein catabolic process. The record is from RefSeq and is a predicted model, not a curated record. Lineage: Eukaryota; Metazoa; Chordata; Mammalia; Artiodactyla; Bovidae. Gene Ontology annotation, molecular function: ubiquitin protein ligase activity; protein binding. The transcript is spliced from 8 exons. Gene Ontology annotation, cellular component: nucleus. Bases 268 to 1620 code for a protein of 450 amino acids.